Messenger RNA from Cavenderia fasciculata, 834 nucleotides. RefSeq names its product methionyl-tRNA synthetase beta subunit. The transcript has 4 exons. The record is from RefSeq and is a predicted model, not a curated record. Lineage: Eukaryota; Evosea; Eumycetozoa; Acytosteliales; Cavenderiaceae. Gene Ontology annotation, molecular function: serine-type endopeptidase activity. Gene Ontology annotation, cellular component: membrane. Bases 1 to 834 code for a protein of 277 amino acids.
AUGAGUGAUAACAGCAAUACUACUUCUACUACUUCAACAACAUCAAGAAUAGUUGAAUCAUUUCAAUCAUGGAUUAAAAAUAUACCAUUUAUAACUAGAAUCAUACUCUAUACAUGUGUUACUUUAUUUCUACUUGAUAGUGUAUUAUCAUUCUUUCCAACCGUAUUAUGUUAUCUUUCAUUUAAUAUUUAUGAAUCUUGGAGAUUAAUAACAUCAACAUUAUUUCAUAUAAAUUUAUUACAUUUAUUAUUUAAUAUGAUGGCAUUUAUACCAUUCUCUACAUUGCUUGAAAAUAGUUGUGGUAGUGUAUUGUAUGGUUAUUUAAUGUUGGUGUUUAUGAUUACUUCAUCAUUGAUGGCUGUCAUUAUAUCAAAUACAAUCUAUUGGAUUGAUCCAACUGCCAUUUCCUAUUCAUGUACUAUUGGAUUAUCAGGUGUUGUAUUUUUAUUGGUUACUGUCAAUUGUCAUUGGGUUACUACACCUAGAUCAUUUAUACUAUUCCCACAAUCAAGUUUUAUUGGUCAUCUUGGUGGUAUAGUGGCUGCUUACAUUUAUCUAUAUAGAUAUUUAGAUAUUAUAAUGCCAUCUGAUCAUUUAAUCAUUUCAAUUCAAUCCUCAAAUCAUUUACAAUCAAUUGUAAAUUUAAAUUAUUUUAUUUCUUUUAAUCCUUUAAAUUUACAUUUUAAUAAUAAUAGUAAUCAAAAUUUAGAUAAUGGUACUAAUAAUAAUAAUGGUUAUUUUUCAAGAAUAUCUUCUUAUUUUCAACAACAACAACAAAAUAAUAAUAAUAAUAAUAACUCUACUACUUUUAAUGGACAAGGUAGAAAAUAUUGA